Molecule: messenger RNA, 4527 nt
Organism: Osmia lignaria (orchard mason bee)
Lineage: Eukaryota; Metazoa; Arthropoda; Insecta; Hymenoptera; Megachilidae
Source: RefSeq, a predicted model, not a curated record
AUAUCGAUGGUAGGUUGUUAGUCGCGCUAGUUAUCCGUAGAACUUAAACGUUUUUGCGCCGUGACGUAGAAAACAAGUACAGUUGUGUGUGCAUACGUUAAUUAAAUAUAUGUAUAUUUUAUGAUACAUAGUAUCGAAGGCGUAGAAAUACAUUCCGUGAAAAUUCUUUUGUUUCUUUUUAAUGGAAUCAAAGGCGGUAAGUACAAUCACGCGGCAUAUGUAUAUAGUUGCACUACCUACAUGUGCGCGUUCUUUGUGUGUUACUAAACACGUGUUACGUUUCAUUGAAAAGUCCAAAGCAAAAUAUAUAAUGCAAUAAUUAAUGUAAUCGCAUCAUCCGAAUAAUGACUAUAUUAUAAUAGCAUUCUGAUUUUUGCAUCAUCAGGAUAUUAUAUAAAUUUUUAUAUAAAACGUAUCUUAGAAAGUAAUAUAAUUCUUAAAACAAUCGCAAUGGGGAGAAAAAGGAGACGGAAUACUUGUCGCCGGCAAAAGAAAUCUAUUACACAGAUUGAACAAGAUAUAUCUGUUAAUGAGAACUCAUUAAAGAAGGAAUAUAUCAAAAAUAAAUAUAAAGAAAUCCUAGGUUCCAAAGAACCUAUUGUUCUUCUAAACAAACUACCAAAAGAAGUGAUAUUAUUAGAUAGACUUAUAAAUCAAAAUUCACAAAAUAAUAUCAUUAAGCAAAAUUAUAAAAAGGAACCAGAACAUAGCAAACAAAAAUUAAACAGUGUCAAGCUUAUGCCUCAUAAACCAAAAGAAAGUAGAUCUAAAAAUCUAUCCAGUUCAUGGGGAAUACUACAUGAUACAGAUUUAAAAGAAAAAGCAUUGAGAAAUGAUAAAAAAUUAAACAUUUGUUUAAAUAAAAUUAAACUGUGUGAUAUAAAUUUAAAUAUUAUAAGCCCUUCUGAUAAAUUAAAAACUGUUCAUAAAAAUGAUUUGAAACAGAAAGCUCAACAUACCCAGGUUGGAAGAAAGCCUAAGACUACUAUAAAUAAUAAAGUUAAGAGUAAACAAAACCAAAAGAGUUACAGAAAUCUUGAUAUAAAUGAAAAUGAGAGCUCAUAUUAUGGAAGUUCAUUUUUUAAUUUUGAUAAUUUGUCACAUAGUGCUGUAGACCUUUCAGAUAGAAUUUUUGCUAAAAAUUAUAUAAUGAAUAAAUAUUUGGCAGAUGUAGAAAGAUCAAGCACUCUUAAUAAUAUUGUCAAAGAAACAAAUGAAUGUUGUAUGAACAGUGAAAAAGAAAAUUUAUCAUUGAAAAAUGUAGAAAAAGAUAUAACAAAUUCUGUAUGUGAUGCUCUUGAUCAAAAUGUGAAAAAAGUAAAGAAAUUACCAACCAUUAUUAGGGAAGAUAUAUUACCAAAAUACUCUGUUAAACUCAGAUUAUCAAAGCAGGAAGUAAGUCAGCCUUGUAAUGAGGGUGCUAAAUUUCAUAGCAAUGAUAUAAGUAAUGGAAUAAAUUUUCAAGAUUCUGGUUCUACAGUUGUUUCAAUGAAGAGUAAUAUUGCACAUAUAACUGAAUGUUUUGAGAUUAAUAAAAAACAAAGUUUAAAUUUAAAAAGAAAAAUUGUUAUACCCAAAAUGCAGAAAAAAAAUGCAGAUUUUGAUAAAGAUCUCAAUUAUCAAAAAACAAGAAAUGCAAUUAGUAAUGAAGAUUACAAUUUAGUCUGUAAUGGUGAAGUUGAUAAAGAAAACAAUAAAAAUACCUUAUUUUACAAAAAUACUUUAACAGAUUUACUUAAACAAAAUUGUUUAAACUUUGAUCAAGACACUAAUAGUCAGCCUUCAACAAAAAUAAAAUUGGAUAACAAUAAGUGGCUUCAAAAUUCUAUUAAUUUUGAAUUGAAUAAUAAUGGAAUAAUCCCUCAAAUGACAACAUCAAGUGGUUUAAAUAAUGUUGAAUUAAAUAGUGAAGAGGUAGUUACAGAAAUUGAUGAAACAAAGUCGAAAACGGAUAAAGGUAUUCCAGAUUUUAUGAAACAGAAUCAAAUUGAAAGUGUUGUGAGUAUUCAGGAUUGUAAUUCACUACAGAAUACAAAGGAACCUGAAGAAGUAGCAUCAAAUGAUUGUGAAUUACCUAAGAAGAAGCAGUAUCCAACCUCAGUAGAAGAAGAUGAUGAUGAUGAUGACCGUAUUUCUUUGUUUGCAGAUUCAGAAAUAAUAAAAGAGUAUGGUUGUUCAACUCCCUCCCCCGCACACGAAAAACCAUAUUAUAUGACUGAUAAGUCGUUUGAUAAUUAUUAUAAAAGUAACAAAUCUGAAUUCAAUGAAAUGUACGAAAAUAAUAAUGUAAGUAAUACUUCAAACGAAAUAAAAUUUCAACCAAGAUCGAAAUCAACAAAUUCAAGGAAGAAUACAGUAAACCAAAACUAUUUACUCAGGACUGUAUUUGCAGGAAGCUGUUAUAAAAUGAUACAGACUGGCAGAUGUUAUAAUAAUAUGUGUCAGUUUAGUCACGGUUUUCUGUAUACUAUGGAAUUAUUAUAUCGUCACGAGGAGCAAAUGUUCUUUCUCGUGUUAGAGGAAUUAGUAUCAAACGGUUGUAUACGUUUUAUUCAAAUAAUAUUUAAGGAGCUAGCACAUAAUUGUGCUUCUGACAUUUUUUACGUGAUAAAAAUAGUAAAAAGGUUAUUUGAAUUAAACAGUAUAACUAAUGAAAUAACAACUGAUAUCACUCAGCGCUUAAGAAUAACGAGAAGAUCUUUAAACAUAAUUAGCGAUCAAUUAGCCACUCUUGUAAACGAGUAUGAUUUCAAAUUUAUAAAUUGGAUCCUGAGUAUUUCACAAAGUUUUAUCGAAUCUGGUACAUACUGGGAUACUUUUAAAAGUUUACUGCUGAAAACAAGAUAUUUGGAACCACGGAUUAUAGAGAUUAUUUUACAAGAAUGUAUCGUUACAAGAAGACAUUUUCACGAUAUAAAUAUCAACAUUAUAUGUAAACUUGAAACCAAUGUUUAUUCUAAAAUAAAUAAACAAUUAUUAUUCAAUUUUAAUAAUUUAAUCAAAUGUAAUGAGAAUAAUUCGGGGAUAAAGCAAAAUGUUACAGCAGAAACAAAAACAUUACAGCAGAAAGAUAUUUCUUCCAAAACGAACAAAGAAGUAAAUAAUAAUAAUAAUAAUAAAAAUACAGGAAAUGAUCAAAAUGUAAUAAUUCGUGUUAAUAGAAAUUUUGAAACAUUUCAUAAGACACCUAUUUCUUCCGAAGCAAAUAAUGAAGAUGCAGAAAAUGAAAAUACUUGUUUAACAUUACACCCGAUAGAUGGUUUAGCAGAACCUUCUUCUGCACUAGGAAGGCGAAAAUUUGUUCCUUUUUAUCAAGAAGUUCACAGGCUUCAGGAAGGACUUGAGAAUAAUGAUUAUGAUCGUGUUAUGAAAAUCCUUAAUUCAGUUCAAAAAAAUCAAGGAACGCUUUUUGCAAAUGCAUGUUACCAAAUUUUAUCCAAAAAAAUAAUCCGUUCUCACCACCAUCUGAGUAAACUGAUUCCACACACAGUCCGAACUGGGGCAACAAGAGUACUGUACAAAAUACUGCUUGAAGUAGCAAUUUCCAUCUUGGCCCAUCUGACUGCAGAAAAUUACUGGGUGCUAGCGUAUACAUUGCUUAAAAAUGUAUAUGUUUUGUUAAAAUACAAAAUUAAUGUACAUCGAUUAGAUGCGACAACUAUUAUGCUUUUUGCGGAGAUUUAUUUAGCAAAUCAACAACCCAUAAAAGCUUUAAAAUUACUCAAACAGAGUAAUAUUAUUCUCGGUUGCCGUUCUCAGUGGAAUGUACGAAGUACAGAACAGGAUAGUUAUUUGAGAACACAAGUAAUAUCUUUACUAUUAGAUGAACUUUGUGAACUGUUUCCAGAACAUGCAUUUACUCUUUUUAGGAUUCUAAUCACUGAGCAGUUCAGUAACUUCUAUCCAAUAGACCUUGCGAGUUUCGCAAAUAAAAUCGUAUCGGUACUCAUACAAAAAGAAUAUUACGAAUACGUUAUAGAUGCUGGAAUAUUAGUUGAUGAUCAAUCUUUUACAUUAAAUACAAUUACAUUUCGGGCACUGAUUGCUAUAUUAGUUAAUCUGGAUAUGCAAUUAGCUAAACAAUUGUACCAAAAAGCAAUGAAUUUAGGAAUAUAUUCUAGACCUCGGUUUCAGCCAAUAACAUUCCUCAUCAUAGAUUCGGACUGGACAAGCGAAGAAAUGUAUCUUGGGAUUUUUAAUUUAAUGAAACAACUCUUAUUAAAUAUUGGACACGCAAUCGAGCGUGUUUCUUCGAGACAGUUGUCGGUAUAUCUUAUUUUUGAGAGCAUCCCCUUAGAAAAUCAACUUAAUUAUGAUACCGGAAAAAAUCAGUGUAAUAAAACGGUCGAAGCAAGCAGGUUGCUAAUGCAAAAAAUGUUACAACAAAAAUUUGAUCCGCCUAUUUCAAUGAUGAAAACAGCUAGAGACAAAGUAUGUAGACUAAGUAAUAAAAGCGUUUUAGCGUAUUUGCAAACUGAGCAUUAUGAAUAAUGUAACUCUGCAUCUUUGUAAUUUAUAAUCGGGAGU